GUCUUGGAUUUGUCAGUCGUUCCUUUAACCUUAACCAACAAUGAGUAAGCUUAAAUGGCAGCUGAUCAUCGUCACAUUUCUAUUGUACCAAAGGAGUCUCAGCGCCCAAGAUAUUCCUUCCAAACGCAUUGUAGAGGGUUUCAAUGCAGAUCCUAAACAGUUUCCAUAUCAAGUAUAUUUAAUGAUUCUGAAAGACUCCCAUCCUUUCACUGCAUGUGGUGGUGUGAUAAUAUCAAAUCGAAUUGUUCUUACAGCCGGUCAUUGCAUACCCACCAAAUUUAAUGCUGUAAAAAUUAACUUUGGAACUGUGGACAUAUCCAAUAAAAUGGAAGUGGGACAACAACAGUUGAUAGUAAAAGCAAAAAAUGUUUUCGUACAUCCAGAAUAUGAGCUCAAUAAUAAACCCAAUGACAUAGCUCUCAUAAAACUUCCAGCCGAUUUGCUAUUUGACGAGUAUAUUCAACCUGCCAAGUUACCCGAUGCAAAUGAACUUUAUGAGAAUGAAAGUGCUGUUGUGUCUGGUUGGGGUACAACUUCGUAUAAUGGUCCUCAACCAAAUCACCUGCAGUAUUAUAAUGUUACUGUGUAUUCAAACGAAGAAUGUAAAAACAAAUUAGUACCUGAUAUAUUUCCGUCAUCGUAUAUCUGCUUGAAGCCAAGUCAAAGUUCUCCAUGCUAUGGCGACUCUGGUGGUCCAUUGGCAAUUCGAAAUGAAGAUGGAAGCCACACUUUACUGGGUUUGACAUCAUUUGGUUCAGAGACAUGCGAAUUUAAUUCACCUCCUAUUUACACCCGAGUAUCAUCAUAUUUACAAUGGAUAAAAAAAUUUGAAUGAAUCAAAAAUAUAAGA
Drosophila albomicans is the source of this 850-nucleotide messenger RNA. RefSeq names its product chymotrypsin-2-like. Lineage: Eukaryota; Metazoa; Arthropoda; Insecta; Diptera; Drosophilidae. The record is from RefSeq and is a predicted model, not a curated record. The transcript is spliced from 3 exons. Gene Ontology annotation, molecular function: serine-type endopeptidase activity. Bases 41 to 835 code for a protein of 264 amino acids. Gene Ontology annotation, biological process: proteolysis.